UCGAUACCGAUUGAUACCGAUCGAUACGCUCGAUUCCACGACGAACGAAACGAAAAAGGGAGGCAUUGUUUUCGCCAGUAAAAAUGGCAAAUUUGAGGCAAACUCCUUUGACGUGUAGUGGACAUACAAGACCAGUAGUGCAUUUAGCAUUUAGUGAUGUAAUUGAAUGCGGCUAUUUUCUCAUUUCAGCUUGCAAAGAUGGGAAACCAAUGCUACGACAAGGGGAUACGGGAGAUUGGAUUGGCACCUUUGAAGGUCACAAAGGGGCUGUGUGGGGAGUAGCCUUAAACCCUCAGGCAACCAGGGCUGCCACAGGAGCUGCAGAUUUCAAUGCAAAAGUCUGGGAUGCUGUGUCAGGGGAAGAAAUCCACUCCUUUCAGCACAAUCACAUUGUAAAGAGUGUAAAUUUUUCAUCUGAUAGCACCCUGUUUGCAACUGGUAGCAAUGAGAAACUUGUCCGCAUAUUUGAUCUCAAUAAGCCUGAAGCAAAUCCAACAGUUUUCUCAGGUCAUACUUCAGGGAUUCGACAUGUGAUAUUUUUUCGUGGUGACACACAUUUGGUAACUUGUGCAGAUGAUCGAACGUUAAGGGUGUGGGAUCGCACAUCUGGGCAGGAAGUGCAGAAGUUAGACUUUAGUGCUAUCCCAAGCAGCUUGGAGGUGUCUCGUGAUGGUUCAACACUCACAAUAACACAUGGCAAUGUUGUCAGCUUUUGGGAUGCACAAAGCUUGAAAAAAAUCCGAGAGUUCACGGUGCCAACUCAGGUGAAUUCAGCCUCUCUUCAUCCAGACAAAACAAUUUUUGUAUGUGGUGGUGAAGAUUUGAAGAUGUACAAAUUUGACUACACCACGGGAACAGAAAUAGAAUCAUUCAAGGGCCACUUUGGACCUGUGCACUGUGUACGUUUCUCACCCGAUGGCGAACUGUAUGCAUCAGGCUCCGAAGAUGGAACUCUCCGUCUGUGGCAGACAACAGUUGGCAAGACAUACGGCCUGUGGAAAUGUGUAGAUAGUAAUGCCAUAUCCACAGAGCCAGUUCCCACACCCAAAGAAGUGCCUGCCAGCUAAAACAAUAUAGUAUUCUGUUACCAGGGUUGAAAAGUGUUUGGAGAGGUUCUAUAAAAAAUAAAUGUAAAUGUUAUUCUUUCUAAGAGAUUGGUAUUUUAUUUAUUAUGAUAUUUUAUUGUCACAAAGGUCAGGCAUGUGUAGGUUAUAGUCUUAUAAUAUUAACUUACUACUGGAUGGUGAUAAUUCUCUUAAAUAUUAUGUUAAAGGAUGAGUGCUGAAUCUUCUGCGGUGUUCAAAGUACAGCAUGCUUCAUUGUUACUGAAGAGAUAUGUUCUUGAAAAUGUGCCUCUGUGGUAAGAUUACAUACCACCAGCCUGUUCUUUCAGUGGCACCACCCAUAUUAUAAGUGGAGGUGCAUUCCUACAGGGAAUUUUUUGGUGCACAGUUGUAAUGAAAACACAUUUUUCUGUCCAUCAGAAAGAACAGUGGGUACAAUUACUGCUUGCAGUUUAUCUUGAUAGUCUCUCCCCAGACAUCUUAACUAAGACUGGAAAGGUGUAAUCUGUGUGAGAACAUGCAGUUUCCAUGUGCAUUCUUUGUGCCUUUGCACUGCUAGCUGUUAACAAAUAGAUUUCGAACACAUUAACAAUAUCGAGUAGAUCUACAGCUUUAAAUAUGUUAUACUGCUCCAUGCUAAAUGUGUCCCACGUGACAUCAAAAGAUUGGGACUCUUACCAUGUCUUUAUUGUUGACUUAGAAACAGUAUAUAAUACAGUGCUUCAUUGCUUAUUUGUUAUCAAACCGAAAGCUAAAUACAGUGAAACCUCACUAAUUUGGAAUUUGCAAUGAUUCAAACUUUAUGCAAAUUAUGAUUUUUGAUGAUUACAUUGCAGUGAUCAGCAAGAUGUAGUAAAAGAACUGUACAAAAGAUGAGCACAAACCAAAGUAAGUUAAUUUUUUAAACACAGCCUCACUAAUACCAAGUGUACAGGCUACCUAAUAUGAUUUUGAGAUUUAUAUCAAAACUUACAUUUUUACAUUUUAUGAUAUGCAAUCUGAGUUUAAAAAUAAAGUUGUAUUGGCUAAAAAGACAUGUGAAGUCCAUUUUAUAACCUCCCUGAACAUAUUUGCAAUAUAAUUCAGACUUUCACUGAUUUGGACAAGGGUUAACUUCCAAUUUGUCUGAAUUAGUGACGUCUUACUGUAUAGAUUUCAUGCAGCCGCCAUUUUAUGUUUUACAUGAAAUAAACAAAUAAAUAAACAUACCUGAAAAGAAGUUGCAUAUUUCUCAAAGAUAUGUUACCGUAAAUAAUUUCAGGAUCCAAAUAAAAAGGUGUUAAAAGAGUCACUUCAGUUUCCACGGUUUGUGUUAUGUUCGUAUUAUUGAUUGUUGGACAUUAAGAACUAUGAAUUUGGGCUACCCAUAAGUGGCAUAAUGUACUUACCAAGAGUUCACCAGAAUCUGUCCAGCAGUUCUUAAAUUGACAGUGUUCAGGCUGGAUGGCCAGGGUUUAAUUUCCUUUGACAGGGGAA
Molecule: messenger RNA, 2540 nt
Organism: Cryptotermes secundus
Lineage: Eukaryota; Metazoa; Arthropoda; Insecta; Blattodea; Kalotermitidae
Gene: wmd
Product: serine-threonine kinase receptor-associated protein
Exons: 7
Coding region: 84-1067 (327 amino acids)
Biological process (GO): spliceosomal snRNP assembly
Cellular component (GO): SMN complex
Molecular function (GO): RNA binding; protein binding
Source: RefSeq, a predicted model, not a curated record